This is a messenger RNA of Paramecium sonneborni, 959 nucleotides long. NCBI's taxonomy places the organism in Eukaryota, Ciliophora, Oligohymenophorea, Peniculida, Parameciidae. The record is from the annotation of a GenBank genome assembly.
AUGAAUACAUUUCAUGAAUAUUAAUUAUAAGUACCUGUGGUGAAACAACUUGAAAAAAUUAAUGAAUCCUAAAAUUUAGAAGGAAGUCUUGCUUUAAACAAUGAGAGAUUAAGUUUAAAAUAAAAGAAAUUAGAAAUAAGAGUAUUUUAUAUUAUUUUUUUAUUAGCAUAUUACUUCAAACAGAUUAAUACCGAUUACCAAUGAAAAAUUACCAAGAUUAUCCUAAAGUAAAUCACCACAAUAAUCAGUAAAACUUGGAAGAGCAAUAACAGAAUAUGAAUCAUCAAAUAAAUAAUCAACGAUUAAACCUUUUUUUAAAACAAAUUUUGAUAAUGAUUCAUCCAACUAUACUGAUGAUGAAAAAGGAAAAAUCAAAUUCAAGAGAGAUGAAAAAAAAUUAAAAACAAAUAUCUACAAAACAGGAAUCUUUGAUAAUGUUUAAAAUAAAAAGUUUGCUGAAUUUGUAGAAUAAAUAGAGAAAAUUAAAAAAUAAUUAGAAGCUUUGUAGGUAUAUUUUUUUAUAAAUUUUCAAGAAAUAUUUGAAUAAUUCAAGAAAAGUUUUCUUAGUUGUAAGAAAUAUUGUUGAAAAAAGAAAAAAUUUAAGAAAAGUUUUAUUAAAAAAUGGCAAAGAUGAACUUGUUGAUCUUUCUGAAAUAGAAAAAUUUUGUAGCGUUAAAGAAUUUAUUACUAUCAAUGGAGAACAAAAACUUAUUGAUAAAUUAAAUAUAUCAUUAUUAGAUGAUAUUAUUUAUGCUAAUGAAGUUUUGGAGAAUUUGAAAAUAUAAAAUGAAAUUCUUGAUAUGAAAAAAAUUGCUGAUUAAGUAAAUUUUAAGAUAAAUUAUGAUUAUAAUAGAAAAAAAUUAAAUAAGCAGGUUAAAUAAAAUUUUAAAAAUUAAUUAAGAAGAAGAAUUGAAAUUAUCUUUUACUUCUGCUGCAAUGUCUAGAUUUAAUUUACAUGA